Molecule: messenger RNA, 2014 nt
Organism: Myripristis murdjan (pinecone soldierfish)
Lineage: Eukaryota; Metazoa; Chordata; Actinopteri; Holocentriformes; Holocentridae
Product: protein DENND6A-like
Exons: 18
Coding region: 84-1655 (523 amino acids)
Cellular component (GO): recycling endosome
Molecular function (GO): guanyl-nucleotide exchange factor activity
Source: RefSeq, a predicted model, not a curated record
AAAAGGAAAAGGAAAAGGAAAAGGAAAAGUCUUGGCACCUGCUUCAUCUGACCAGACAAACACAAACCUGACAAGCUUGAAGGAUGGGAGCAUCUUAUGGAAAGAAGAAAACAAGCAUCUGCUACCUGUCCUUCCCUGACUCCAACUCAGGUUGCCUAGGCGACACGCAGUUCUGCUUCCGCUUCCGCCAGGGCUCCAACAGGAAGUCGUCGCUCGGCUGCUUCCUGGAAACCGCUGACCGAGACGCUCCGCUCUGCCUGAAGAGGGACCAGGGCCAUUACUAUGGCUAUGUGUAUUUCCGUCAGGUGCGGGACAAGUCUCUGAAGAGAGGAUACUUCCAGAAGUCCCUGGUGCUGAUCAGCCGGCUGCCCUACGUCACGUUCUUCCACUCUCUGCUGAAGAUUCUGGCUCCAGAGUAUUUUGAGAAGCAGGAGCCGUGUCUGGAGGCCGCUUGCAACGACAUCGACCGCUGGCCGACGCCCCAUCCCGGACGCAUCCUCACGCUGCCCAUCAUGGGCGUGGUCAUCAAGGUUCGAAUCCCGACCUGCUACGACAAGCCAGGAACCUCACAGCUGGUCCAGUCUGCACAGAGCGACAGCCUGGUGUCCAUCGUCCUGCCCACCAUCCACGAGGUGGACCUCUUCAGGUGUUUCUACCCCGUCUUCUUCCACAUCCAGAUGCUGUGGGAGUUGGUGUUGCUAGGGGAGGCCCUGGUCGUCAUGGCGCCGUCGCCCGCCGAGUCGUCCGAUACCGUGCUGGCAUUGGUCAGCUGUAUCUCUCCUCUGCGGUACUGCAGUGACUUCCGGCCGUACUUCACCAUCCACGACAGCGAGUUUAAGGAGUACACCACCAGGACGCAGGCCCCGCCGUCAGUCAUCCUGGGAGUGACCAACCCGUUCUUCGCUAAAACGCUGCAGCACUGGCCGCACAUCAUCCGCAUCGGAGACAUGAAGCAAGCAGGUGAGAUGGCGAAGCAAAUGAAAGUGAAGAAACUGAAGAACCUCAAAACUCUGGACUCUAAACCUGGUGUGUACAGUGCAUACAAGCCCUAUCUCAACAAAGAUGAAGACAUCAUCAAACAGCUUCAGAAGGGCGUUCAACAGAAGAGACCCUCCGCGGCCCAGAAUGCAAUUCUCCGGCGCUACUUCCUGGAACUGACGCAGAGCUUCAUCAUUCCACUGGAGCGGUACGUGGCCAGUCUGAUGCCCCUGCAGAAGUCCAUCAGCCCGUGGAAGAGCCCUCCUCAGCUCAGGCCCUUCGUCCAGCAGGACUUCAUGAAGACGCUGGAGAAGGCCGGACCUCAGCUGACGUCCAGGCUGAAAGGAGACUGGAUCGGACUGUACAGGCAUUUCCUCAAGUCUUCCAACUUCGACGGCUGGUUCCGCAACAGGAGGAGAGAGAUGACGCAGAAGCUGGAGGCGCUGCACCUGGAGGCGCUGUGCGAGGAGGACCUGCAGCAGAGGAUCCAGAAGCAUACGGAGGUGGAGGCGGUGGAUCUGGUCCUGAAGCUGAAGGACAAGCUGAGCCAGGCGGAGCGCGAGCAGCUCCCGGUGCGUCCCGGGACCCUGGCCAAGCUCCAGGCCCACAUCGAGGCCGUCAUCCUGGCCUUACCCGAGGACCUGCAGGGCAUCCUCCACAAGCCCUCCACUCCCUGACCUUUGACCUGUGACCUCCAGGCUCCUCCCCCCUGACUCUACACCCCCUGGACAGUGUGUUUUAAUGAGCCUGGCUCCCGGGCGGAGAGACUACACGUGCACCGUCCGGCUCCGGGAGGAAGUUUACGGGACGUCUGCGUCGGCCCGGGCCGGAGAGCACGCCGUGCAUUUUAAUGUUUGUUUUUAGGAUUUUGAAGUUUGAUUAUUUUGUGUUGAACAGAGGACGCACUGCUCAGGCUGACAGCUAGGAAGCAAGAGCAGGAUGACGACCCCGUGAUGACCUUUGGCCCCCAGUGUUGACCUCUUGAUGUUUUUUUUUUUUUUUACUUUUUAACUUUGAGCGUGGACUCGACCGUCGA